Molecule: messenger RNA, 705 nt
Organism: Apus apus (common swift)
Lineage: Eukaryota; Metazoa; Chordata; Aves; Apodiformes; Apodidae
Product: gastrula zinc finger protein XlCGF49.1-like
Exons: 1
Coding region: 1-705 (234 amino acids)
Biological process (GO): regulation of transcription by RNA polymerase II
Molecular function (GO): DNA-binding transcription factor activity, RNA polymerase II-specific; RNA polymerase II cis-regulatory region sequence-specific DNA binding
Source: RefSeq, a predicted model, not a curated record
AUGAUAAAGAUUCACUCGUGUCAAGAAUGUGGCAAAUCCUUCAGCAAGAAGGGAAACCUGAAGAGACACCAGAGGAUCCACACGGCGGAGGAGCUCUUUGCUUGUGGGCAGGGUGGGAGGUGCUUCACCACCCGGGGCCACCUCACGACCCACCAGAGCAUCCACACGGGAGAGAAGCCCUUCUGCUGUGGGGAGUGUGGGCUCUGCUUCCACCCAGAGAUGUGCCUGGCUGCCCACCAGAAGACACAUGCCAAGGGUGGUCCCUACCACUGCGCCCGCUGCGGCAAGAGCCUGAGCACAAGGAUCUACUUCAACAUCCACAUGAGGACCCACACACAGAAGAGGCCGUUCGCCUGCACCGAGUGUGGGAAGAGCUUUGUGAAGAAGGGGACCCUCAGAGCCCACAGGGAGAUCCACAAGAGGGAGAAGCCCUUCAGGUGCCCUGACUGCAGUAGGUGCUUUGGGCAAAGUGCCACUCUGCUGGCCCACCAGAAGAUACACCUCUGUGGAGAGCCUUUCGUUUGUACUGAGUGUGGGAAGAGCUUGAGCUCAAUGUCCACCAGAGGAACCAUGCUAAGCACAAGUUGCUCGAGGGACACAUCAAUGGUGUGUCUCUCCAGGUCAUCCAGAUUAAAGAGGAGCCUGAUUUUGACUUCAGGUCAGAGAAUACUAUGUUGGAGAAUACGUCCUGUGAAGGAGAUGUAG